AUUGAUGGAAGUGGACAGACAACUGCGUCUUACAAUGCUUUGCUACUUACAAAUACAUUUACGCAAUUGUAGAAUGGCCUUAAGGUAAAUUGACAUGUGUGUUGACAAGUCGUAAUGUAUAGAAUCUGUACGGACAGCAUAUAGAUAACCGCAAUAUUGCCGCGCUACGUUUCAGUAUGAAUACAUUUCCAGAUAAAUUCAUAUAGCAAUUAAUAAUCGAUACAUGUAUAAUGAUCGUGUGAGAGAAGAACAUCAGAUAUACAAUAUUGCUAUAAUUAAUUUUGAAAUAAAGCUCCUUUAUGCGUAUAUAUAAUAAUAUUGAUUUAUGAAUGGUAUUCAUCAAAGCGAUACAUGGCAAUUAUUCCACGGGAUCGAUUCGUGUCAAACAAACCGCGCGAUUCACCGAGGUAUCGCUAAUUAGCGCGAGACCCGCGCGGCAGCGUGCGUCGUAGCGUGAUCGUAGUAGCGGAACACCGGAUAUCCGUCUUCGCGUCCGAGUAUCUCUCUCUCAGUUUCUCUCAAUUUCCCUCCUUUUCCAACCCUUUCUCCCCGUUUCUCUCUCCGGUAACACAUACGCACACGUGCACAUGGCACAAAGGGCUAUGACAAACCGCGUGUGUCUCCACAUCGGUAAUCAUUCGCAAAGCGGAGAGGGCCGGUAACGCGGAGUGUCGUCAGUGCAAAGUGCCGGACCGCGAUGUACGUCGUCAAGAUUGUCUACUGCCAGGUGACGAUGGAGUUCGUCGACCGUGAUGUUGGGACAUCAAGAGAGGGCAGUCGCUACGACUCCCACUCGGCACAGUCGACGCAGGAUCGUAGGAAGCUGCUGAAGCGAACGAGGAGUCUCGCAGUGAUAUCGGAAGACGAUUCUCGGCAGGAUCGAGAAGCGGCGCACUUUCGGCUAGGUCAGUCGACCUUCGAUUUGCCCAGGAGGCACCAAUUGAUACCGAGGGCCAAGCUGAUCGAUCGGAAUUCUCUCAAGGAUAGGCUCUACAAGAGUCAACAGCAUCUUUCGGACUCUUACGACAGAUUCAACGAGAUAAAAUCUUAUCAUUCACGGUCGUCGUGCGGUCUCCACUCGAUUCCAUCGGGUCUAGCGUCUCUUCCAGAUCCGUUGCCUUACACUCGAAGAAAUCGCGCCGAUCCUGAUCGACUGAAUAUUCUCAACUGGCCAGAUCCUCCGAGGCGAUACCGCAGCGUGCAAAAUUUGGACACCGUAAGCGGAUUGGUCGACAUCGUCGAAGAUAAUUGGCCCAUUGAAGGCAAUCGGAGCAUCGACUGCAUUUAUACGCAGGUGAAGCGCAAGCGUAAGGAGCACAGGAGUUUAGACAGCAUCCUCUUCGAAGACGACGCGGAAUUGGAAUAUUUCGAUGUACUGAAUUUACUGCCACUCUCCAACAUACGGCUGAAAUACAACGAGACCGAUACGAGAGACGGUAAUUUUGCGCGUAAGAAGGUACACGGUUUGCGAGAUUUACGAGUACUCGAGUACAACGAGCCGAGUGGCGCGAGUGAGGUUUCGCCGACGAGAAGCAGCAACGCUACGGACGAGGAGAAAUGUAAGGAGCAUACGACGAACGAGGAUAAUCCCGCUUCUCAAGCCGACGACGAGCCUGGGAAAGAAGUUCACGAGGAUCUCGAUUCAUCCAAGGGGACGGACUCGAGUAGGCGAAAGCAUCGAGAAACCGACGAGAAUUUCGGGGUAGAUUCGGAUAUUAUCACGGCGAAUAAGUUUACGGAACAGCACGCCCCUUCUUCGUCCAAGUCCGACCAGAGGGGAGUCGAUGUCGAAAAUUUUGUAACCUCCUGCGAAGAGGUAGACUACAAGAUCGAGGAAGUGGACGGCUACAAGUCGAUCUGGAUCACGGAUAACCAGGACCGGAGCGAGAUGUCGCGAAGACCGCAGAUUCUCAAAGUCGUCGACAAUGACGUUACCAGAAGACGCCAUCGGCGCUCUAUCGUGGAGAUCGACGCUAUCGUCAAGGACGUGCCAAAAGAUAAGAGAUCGCAGGACAUUUCGGAGGAAGCGAACGAGCGCAUCGACGCCUUCGUAAUUAAAUCGAUCAAUAAUGUUGACGGGAAGAACGACGUCCAUGGAAGAAAAGCGAAAGAAGCUGCGACACCGGAAAAUGCAGAAAAUGGGGCGAAGGUAGAGGACACGAGAAACUUCUUCGAGCGGAAAAGUACCGAGAAGGAGGAAGCACGAAAUAAGCAAAACGAGGGUAGAUUCGAGAGGAUCGUAAAGGAGACGUCUAACAUCCUCGGCAAAGCGUGCAACGUCGUAAAGGGCAGCCUGGGUUUCGAGGCGAGGUCGGAGAGUUCCGAUCUCGGCCUUGGUUCCGAGUCCGGUAGCGAUUCUCGCAGAAGAUCGGUGGACGAUGGUAUCGAGGACGACCGGCCGUCGAGAAACGUCGCGAGCUCCAACAAUUCCGCUACGCUGAGGACGGGCGACAGCAAAAAAUCGCACACUAAUCUCACCAGGUCUAGAAGCUGCAUGGACUCGAUAGAGUGUCAAGACGACGGCCAAGAGUUCGAUCACGUGCGCUACAAGAUCGUCAAGUCGCACAUGUUCAGCAAGAACAUGAUGUUCAGCACCGCUCGAGGCGAUGUCACAUACGAGGGACUGAUGCAGUAUUUGAGCGAGUACUCGUUCCAAGAAUUGCUGAUGGACAACAACGUUGUCAUCAUUGAGCCGGUUCGCGCCGAGCCAGUGGAAAGAAAAUCGUCGCCGUUAUCCAGAGCGGAACCCACGUGCAAGAUCGCUGGCACGAUCCAGAAGAAAACGGAGAAUCGCGAGAGAAAGGGCGAACGAUCCGAGAGCACCGCUAAAAGCUCCAGGCAGUCGUCCAUCAGAAAGCACUUUUUUUAUCAACCUAUACGGGUGAACCGUGAGCUGAUUGACGAAGAGCUACCAGAUCCGGAUACCGUGAGAAACGUGAGACGCAUGUUCGAGAACACUCUCGAGAAAAAGAAAAGCAUAUCCGAUGCCGAGUUUUCCAGGGACGACAAAACUAGGAGAAGUGUCAGCAUGAAGGAUCUGACUAGCCUCGACGACAGUCGGUACGACGAAAUGUCCGACAAGACACGCGAAGAAUCCAGAUCCAGAUGUUCCAGCAGAGCGAAAGAUCUCACGAGACUCUUCGAGACCAAGUCUGCGUCAUCGACUAUUUCCGUCGCCAAGGAGGAACUCGGAACCCCGCGAUGUGAGUCGAAAACGAGAAUUCUUGCACAAAGUUUCGAAGCUAGAAGCGGAAACACAUCACCAAGUGGCUCCAAUUGCUCUAAGAACAAGGUCAGUCGUUAUCAUCAUCAUCACCACCAUCACCAUCAUCAUCAAAAUUGGGAUUCCGGCAGUGUAAGUUCCGGCGUGUCCAGCGAUUAUCCUGACACCGAUCCCGGGAGUGGUGCUCAUUGUACAUCGUCCGAUGACGAGGACGUGAAUUGCAAUGAUGACGAUGCAGAUGCGAAUGGCCCGGGGCAUUAUGUAUCCCAAGACGUGUUAAGGAAGAUCCGUGAGUGCGGCACUUCCGUAACUUAUUACGGCGGGAAAGUGGUCAAUAUGCACAACGGGCCGUUGGUAUCGCCGUUGAUCGGCAACGGCUUCAAACGAAUGGACAAAUCGAACGAUUACGUAAAAUUCAAAUUGGUAAAGAGCAACUCCUGCGACAGUAGACUGGAGUUGACUGGCAGACUCGUCGAGGGACAACCAUCGCGUCAUAAUCGUGAUAGAUGUGCCGAUCUUAGACAAUGCACUAUCGCAGAGACACCAAGCAUCGAGAUCACUACGAUCGACAACAGACAAAAGGAUGAGGCUCAGAGGAACGAAGAUAUCGAGCAAAUUGAGCAGGUGAAAAGGGAGCCGCCAGUGGUGAUUGGUCUGGAGCCAAAGAAAGAAGAACCCAAGGAAUCAAGGAAGACCUUUAAAGCCGACUUUAAGCUGGGCGAUCUAGACGACUCGAGAUCCAAUUAUCCGAGUAGAUUCAUACCGAGCGCGUUGACGAGAUGGGAGGUGAACUCGAGCUGGAAGGUCGGCAAUGAUUUCGGUAAGAUGGAGUUCGAAGAGUUCGAGGUACUCGAGGAUAGUCUCAAUGAGAUUGACGAGCGAAACCAAUAUAGGCAAACAUCAUGAACGGGGAGUCUUUUGUGUAUUUAUUUCUUCGAUGUGAUUGAAACGGACGAGAUUAGGAGAUAACGUGAUUAUUAUAUUUCUAAUAAAGUUGUUGUAAAAAUAUUCUUUGACGUUACUGAAAACGAUUUAUCUUACUUUUUUUUUCGUGAAAAAGAAAAUAAUAUUCAAUUCGAGUAAAGAUAAAUUUCAAUUGCAAUCAAAUAAAUGUUGCUAGAAAUAAAACUAGAAUUUGUAAAAGAUGUUCCUAGCAGCAAAUAAUGAAAAUCUCGCGAGAUAUGUUGAUAGUCAAAGUAACUUAUUGAGUACCUUAUUAAGUGCUAUCGAUGAAUUAGUUUAUUAUUUCAGGUGGAUAUGUCCACACGAGUCAUAUUAGAGCAGGUGAUAAAUGUUUAUACAUACUACAAUAUAAUACCUAUUAAAGAUUCAAUGUACUAUUGUAUACAAUGCACAAAGCACGAAUGAUCGAUGUAAUUUGAGUGUACUAAAUGUGUAAUAAAUAAUCAUAUGUAAUAAUGUCAUUUAA
This is a messenger RNA of Solenopsis invicta (red fire ant), 4652 nucleotides long. RefSeq lists its product as uncharacterized. Bases 698 to 4129 code for a protein of 1143 amino acids. The transcript is spliced from 6 exons. The record is from RefSeq and is a predicted model, not a curated record. NCBI's taxonomy places the organism in Eukaryota, Metazoa, Arthropoda, Insecta, Hymenoptera, Formicidae.